AUGAGGUGCCCUUCACAUACCUAUUCAGUUCAUCCUUUUAUUGUCUUCGAAAAUUCGUUGUUUUGGUUUAUGCCGAGGUUUGCGAGCAGUCCCACCCAUUCUCUACUCUUCGUAUCAACGCCAUUCUAUCCUCCCCAUCUUGGCGUUCUCAUCUUUGUUACACUCCUUAUCUCGAAGCAAGAGCUCGAGUUUGCUGGAUACGCCGCCAGAGACAUCACAUCUGGAGUGUUCUAUGUCUUUAUGGAUUAUUCGCCCCGGGUGGCAUCCUGGAUUCCUGGAGAUAUAUGCCCCCUCUUCCUCAAAAUCUCGACGGAUUCGGCAAUAUACCGUAUACGAGUGUGGGCAUCUCCUAACGAGCCCAGAAAACUAGAGGACUGCUACGAGUCUUUGAGAGCACCUCACCUUCCCGGCCAUGUGCAGGGAAUUAGAGCCUCUCUGUUUCCUAUUGAUAUCAGUCAUCUUCUAGGUAGAAAACUUUUGUGGGAGCUCAUGCCUUCCGUUUCCGCGACGGCGAAGAAGUCAAACGUAGUUUCUACCUCGUUCCAAGUAUAUGGGACCGUGGUUGGAACACGUCAUUGGGGCCUUUAUUCCACCCGCUGGGAGCCGAUGACAAGCAAGGGGCUUGUCUAA
Molecule: messenger RNA, 630 nt
Organism: Lindgomyces ingoldianus
Lineage: Eukaryota; Fungi; Ascomycota; Dothideomycetes; Pleosporales; Lindgomycetaceae
Exons: 8
Coding region: 1-630 (209 amino acids)
Source: RefSeq, a predicted model, not a curated record